Molecule: messenger RNA, 5825 nt
Organism: Rhineura floridana
Lineage: Eukaryota; Metazoa; Chordata; Lepidosauria; Squamata; Rhineuridae
Gene: EBF1
Product: EBF transcription factor 1
Exons: 16
Coding region: 893-2671 (592 amino acids)
Biological process (GO): regulation of transcription by RNA polymerase II
Molecular function (GO): RNA polymerase II cis-regulatory region sequence-specific DNA binding; DNA-binding transcription factor activity, RNA polymerase II-specific
Source: RefSeq, a predicted model, not a curated record
AGACUGCAAAUCACUCCUGUUUGGACGUGGGGGGGGAAAAGGGGGGAGGGAAGAAGCCAAGAGGAUCUCCAUCCGCCCAGGGUGUUGCUGCUUACCUUUCCCGGCGUACGCGCGCCGCGUGUCUCCCUCUCGCUCGCUCUCCAGCAGCCCGCCCGCUUCCUGCGCUGGUGAAGAAAGGCAGGAGAGGAGAGGAGGCGAAGAAGCCCGAGAGAGAGGAAGAACAGAAAAGAACAGAAAAGAAAGCUUUGGCUGGAGGAAAAGGAAAAGAAGGAGGAAAGCCAUCAGGAAAGAGCGCGCGGGAGACAGCAAACUUGCCGCUCUCUGGUCACUGGAAAAUGACACUUGAUGUAGCCAAGGGCGCCGCCGCCGCCGCAGCAGCAAAAGCCGACGCCGCUCCAGUUGAUCCUAUUGUUUCUUAAACUGCCUUCUUUCUUCGGCAAUCCAAAGGGGGUGACUUCGGCACAGAAGGGACCGCGGCUUCCUCCUUCGGCUUUGCGUGUGAUCCCUGCCAGCAAACAAACAAUCGUCAUUUUUUCAAUAAAUAAAUAAAUAAAUAUUGUUUUUGAAAAAGGCCACCCCGUCACACACCCUCGAAAAGGACAAGCCACCAGACAAGCCAAGAGCAUCAGCGGCCCAACCCGGGGGGUGAUUUUUGUCCCCCUUUGGAUUCUUUUCUUCUUGAUCUUCUUCUCCCCUUCAGUGUCUGUGUUUGAUUUUCUCUGAUUUGCUUUGAUUCCAGUAGCCGUUCCAGAGAAAGAAAAGAGAGAGAGAGAAAGAAAAAACUCCCUGGCGAUUUUAUUAUUGUCAACACUAUUCUUUGUUGUGUUUUGUGUUGUUGUUGUUGUUCUAUAUUUUUUUUAAGAAGAAGGGAGGUUUUGCUUGUUUUUAAUUCAUGUUUGGGAUCCAGGAAAGCAUUCAGAGGAGUGGGAGCAGCAUGAAGGAAGAGCCCCUGGGUGCGGGGAUGAACGCGGUCAGGACCUGGAUGCAGGGAGCCGGCGUCCUGGAUGCAAAUACAGCCGCGCAGAGCGGGGUGGGCCUGGCCCGAGCUCAUUUCGAGAAGCAGCCGCCUUCCAAUUUGAGGAAAUCUAACUUCUUCCACUUCGUGCUGGCUCUGUACGACCGGCAGGGGCAGCCGGUGGAGAUCGAGCGCACCGCCUUCGUGGGCUUCGUGGAGAAGGAGAAGGAAGCCAACAGCGAAAAGACCAACAACGGGAUCCAUUACCGGCUGCAGCUCCUGUACAGCAAUGGGAUAAGAACAGAACAGGAUUUUUAUGUCCGCUUAAUCGACUCCAUGACAAAACAAGCGAUAGUAUACGAAGGCCAAGACAAGAACCCAGAAAUGUGCAGAGUUCUGCUCACCCAUGAAAUAAUGUGCAGCCGCUGUUGUGACAAGAAAAGCUGUGGCAACAGAAAUGAGACUCCUUCAGAUCCAGUGAUAAUUGACAGGUUCUUCUUGAAAUUUUUUCUUAAAUGUAACCAGAACUGCCUAAAAAAUGCAGGAAACCCUCGAGACAUGCGGAGAUUUCAGGUUGUGGUAUCUACAACAGUCAAUGUGGAUGGUCAUGUCUUGGCAGUGUCGGAUAACAUGUUUGUACACAACAACUCCAAACAUGGGCGGAGGGCUCGAAGGCUUGAUCCUUCGGAAGGUACGCCUUCUUAUCUGGAACAUGCAGCUACACCAUGUAUCAAAGCCAUCAGUCCAAGUGAAGGAUGGACUACAGGAGGUGCCACUGUCAUCAUCAUAGGAGACAAUUUCUUUGAUGGGUUACAGGUCAUAUUCGGCACCAUGCUGGUCUGGAGUGAGCUUAUUACGCCUCAUGCAAUCAGAGUUCAAACACCACCCCGACACAUCCCUGGUGUGGUAGAAGUUACAUUGUCCUACAAGUCCAAGCAGUUCUGUAAGGGUACACCUGGAAGAUUCAUCUACACAGCUCUGAAUGAACCCACCAUUGACUAUGGUUUCCAAAGGUUACAGAAAGUCAUCCCAAGGCACCCUGGUGACCCUGAACGCUUGCCAAAGGAAGUCAUACUCAAGAGGGCAGCUGAUCUGGUGGAAGCACUCUAUGGUAUGCCACAUAACAACCAGGAAAUAAUCCUGAAAAGAGCAGCUGAUAUAGCAGAAGCACUCUACAGCGUCCCUCGCAAUCAUAACCAACUCCCAGCACUCGCCAACACGUCAGUCCAUGCAGGAAUGAUGGGUGUGAAUUCAUUUAGUGGUCAGUUAGCAGUCAAUGUCUCAGAAUCCUCACAGGCCACUAAUCAGGGUUUUACUCGCAACUCAAGCAGUGUGUCACCUCAUGGUUAUGUGCCAAGCACUACCCCUCAGCAGACAAAUUACAACUCCGUCACGACAAGCAUGAAUGGCUACGGAAAUGCUGGAAUGUCCAAUUUAGGGGGAUCUCCAACCUUCUUGAAUGGGUCUGCUGCCAACUCUCCCUAUGCCAUCGUGCCAUCCAGCCCAACAAUGGCCUCCUCCACUAGUCUCCCUUCUAACUGUAGCAGCUCCUCUGGGAUCUUCUCCUUCUCACCAGCCAACAUGGUCUCAGCAGUGAAACAGAAGAGUGCUUUUGCCCCUGUUGUUAGACCACAGACUUCCCCUCCCCCCACCUGUACCAGCACCAAUGGGAAUAGCCUCCAAGCUAUAUCUGGCAUGAUAGUUCCCCCCAUGUGAAAGAAUUGCCUUGAAGAAUUUUACUAUUGAAGAAGUUGGAUUCUGCUUCGGAACAAAGUCUGACACAAGUCCCAGAGCGGAACUUUUAACUCAGGCCUUUUUUUUUUCUUAUUAAGAAAAAAAGAAAGAAUCUCAUAAUAACUGCAAUGUUUUUAAACAAAAUAAAAUGGAAAAAAAAAGUCCUUGCAAAAUAAUACUGAAAUUUACCCAGAGUGUGCAAGUGCAAGGUGUUAAUUUGUCCUGUCUAUCCCAGGUAUUUGGGAGAGAGAUUUAUUUUGUGUCAUGAAGAAAAUCCACGUAUGUCUUCUUGGUUUUGGAUUAACUCAGUCACCAUUUGUCUUUUACAAAUCAUAAUGGGAGGAGGGGGUGCCAUCGCUAAAGGCCCGCCUUGAGACUCUCUUCUAAAAGCUGUAAUGAAGGGAAAUUGAGUGUGUCAACACUUAAAAUACGAGUUUGUAUGGAACAGAAGUAGAAGUGCCAGAUAGGGGUUUUUUUUUCCUUAGCGGAGUAAUGGUAGUGCCAGUUAAGGGUUGGCUCAUCUAUGUCACUUCUCCAGUGACAGUUCAUUCAUCUGAUGUUUUGUAUUUUCGAGAAGUGUGUGUGUAGUUCUGUAAGGUGUUUGUGUGUGCUGUACAUACACACACACACACACACACACAUGCAUUCUCUCUCUCUCUCUCUCUCUCUCUCUCCCCCUCUCCCCCCCCACUCAUUGGGAUUCCAUUUUAGAGGCAGUGAGAAUCCCCCCUCCCAUCUUUCUUAGAAUAUUGUACUAAGGUGACUGUGUAAAUAAUGCAAGACAGAAAAUUAGCAAAAGUGUAGCUAUUAAGGACAUGCAUAUCCCACCUGUACCUUGGAAACCUAGUGCCUCUGGAUAUAAUGCUAAAAACUGCAGAAUUAGAUUAGCAUGGCUCUCUCUCUCUAGCUUCUAUCAGUCUUUCCCUAAUGAGUCACCUCCCUAAGUACAGUUGAACCCCAUCUACACAUACAAAUCUCUUUGGGAUCUGGUGUGACAGGAUAAAGGCACAAACUUUAGUAUAUUUAUGCAUAUUCUCAAAGGAAAACUGGGUUUUGUUGUUGUUUUGGGUCAGGGGGAGAGGAAGAAUUCAUCCUGCCAUCCCAGAGAUGGCCGACAAGCACACAUGCACACAAAAUGACAUGUCCAUUUUGAGCGGCAAUUGCUUUUAUAUCAGUCAACCCUUUCAGUUUGCAGCAUAAUCCCUUAAGCAACAGGUAGUGAUGUUUUUGAUAGAAAAUUAAAAUAUGAAAAAGGGGGUGGAGGAGACAGAGCGUUAUGUGAAGGUUUGCCAAGUAAACCUCGCAGGAAUUUAGCUCUCAUUACUUGGGGAGCAUACUUAGUCAGAUGCAGCAAACCUCUAAGGAUGCAUUACCUGAUUUUUUUCUUUGCGUUGUGUUUUGUAUGUAGUUAUAAAUACUGUAGAUUUUUGGGUGAUUUUUUUUGCCAAAGUUAUUGUUCUAUUUAUACAAUUUAAUGUCUUAAGACAGUUUUUCAAUCACAACAAAUAAACACAUAAAAGAAUUAAUGCAUAUUUUGCAAAAUGAGCUCACUACCUUUAAGAUUGCACAUGCCUGCAAAAUGAAUUAAAGAAAAAAAGCUUUUUUUAAAAAAGAAGAAUUUUGUAAAAUAUCCAUAUAAAUAAUGUAUUUAUCUUUGGAAUUUGUACAUUGCUUUUUCCCUGCAGCAUCCCAGUUUAUUUUAUUGUGUAUGUUUGCUAUGUGAAAAGUGCUAAUUUGUUUGGUCAUUCACAGGUGUAUUAGCUGUUUAAAUGUGAUUUUAAUACAAUUCAUUUAUAGGAUAUUUUAGUAAUUGUUUUAAACCAUGCUUCCAUUUUUUGUUUAAUUUCCACUCAGAAGCCAUUGUCUAUUUUUGUAUUAUUUGUAAGUUAAGAAAGUUUUUUUCCCAAUAUAUGGCAAAAAGUAGCAUAUUAUUCUUGUAGCAUUUAGUUACGUAGAUUUUAAAAAGUAUCCUUUGCUUUUGAAGCUUAUAAAAAAAUCUAAUGCUGUUUUACUCUAUUAAUAUGCAUGGAAUCUCUCCCCUUUGGAGUGACGCAUUUUUGUGCAUUAAAUAUGGGGAGAAACUUCAUAGAAAUCAAUGAAAAUACUUUCUUUCUUGUCGGCUUGUAUAUUUCUCUGUCUUUCACAUGAAUAUAAACCAGCAGAUUGGAUGCCUUAACAAUGCAAAUCAUAUUCAUUUCACUUGUACAUUGUACUGCGCACCAGAACUGUCAGUCAUCACUAACAUUCUAAGGAGAAAAAAAAGGAAUCUGAAAAGCACAAAAGAACUGUUUUGUUACCUUAAGACAAUGUGACUUUUUUCUAGCCGAGCUACAAUGCUGCAACUGUGCAUGCUUCCUGUAUGAAUUUUGCAAUGGAUUUCACUCAGAUACACUGUGUGAUCUUUUGGGAAGGGGAGUGGGGUGGGGAGGACAAAUUUUUUAAAAAAAUCCAUAAAGUUUUUGCCCCUAUAAAGUAAGACCACGCUUAUAUAUAAGAAACUGGAAAAUACAAGUAAUAUCAAUGUAUUGCUUCUCUGUAGUCCAAACAUUUAUUCUAAUUCGCAUGGUAAGCAAUGGCACUGCAAUGUAAUCAAAUUUAAAGCCAUAUUUUGUCCAGUGAUACCCUCCAUUCAGACAGAGUUGCACCUGUUUAGAUACUCAUAGGAAGUCAUAUACAUUUAUACCCCUUUCCUUCAAAGUCCAAAGAUCCUUUGACAAUAUGUAGAUUUUUUUCUCCAAGUAUUUAUAGUGUGCUGAUAAAAGGAAAUUUAUAUUUAAAAAUCUCCCUGCCCCAAAUAGAUCCUAUGACUUUUAUGUGAUUCUUAAAGAUGCCGCUCUUAACAGAAUAUGGCUUUAAGUGGAAAUGAUCAUGUUUCAGUCUUACAAAGUGAAGCCUCACAUUGGCUGAGUUGUGUGGAUGCUAUUUCCUCUCCAGUGUACCAGACCGCAUCUAAAAUGAAGUCAUCUCUGAAUCGACUAAUCUUUCACUUCUUAACUAAACCUUUUGGAAUAGACACACACACUGUACAGUUCUAUUGUUAGAGAAAACUAACUACUGUAGAGAUUGUUAUAAUUUUUUUGCAGAAAUUCAAGCUGUAAAAACUUUUCAACUUUCACAAUAUUUAAUUAAAGUUACU